AUGUGUGUUGCAGCCCCUGAAGACCCUCCACAAAAUGUAGUUUUCAGAAACGUCACUUCUAAAUCUCUAUCUCUAACUUGGGAUCCUCCAAAGAUCAUCACAGGACGGUUCAGUUACGUCAUCCAGCUCCACAGCUCUGAAGAAUUUAUUAGUGAAAACGGCACAAUCGAACAGGCAUUUAUGUACACUGGACUGACUCCAUACACACAAUACUACAUCCACGUGAUGGCCAAAUCAGCAGGGGCCACAGGACCGGCAGCAGUGAUCAACAUUACAACACUAGCAGAAGCCCCGAGUGCUGUGUCUCAUCUGACAGCAGAGGCUGUGGACUCCACGUCGGUCCGUCUGUCCUGGAGACCCCCGAGCCAACCGAACGGACUGAUCACACACUAUCGGAUUCUAGUGUUAUACCGCAGUACUCUUGUACAGGACAUCACCCUGCGAGAACAGAACGCUCCACUUCGUAGUAAUGCGAGGUCACUUGACAUCACCACAGCAUCUGCAUUGACUCUCACCUCACACGGAACAUUUCCCGCUUUGGGUCGUGAUUUUUCCAACACUGAUAUGGAACUGACCUCUGACCUUCCUCUGACCCCGAGCACCCCCCACACACCUCCACCCUGGCUCACAGUGACCCAUGACAGAACCGCUGCAUCUGUUCAGGCUGAGACUGAGGCUGUAACUGAGGAGCCUUUGACUGAACUUUCAGCUCUCACUCGAGGAACUGAACAACCACCAUUGGUUAACUUAAGCCCCUCCCAGCCCCGUCGCUCCACUAGGGCGGUGGCCACAGACUCCACCCAGCAGCAGGUGAACCCACCAACAAGAGCUGCCACCACUAUUGGAAUAGAGGGUAAAUAA
Sinocyclocheilus anshuiensis is the source of this 861-nucleotide messenger RNA. Its product is annotated as phosphatidylinositol phosphatase PTPRQ-like. Gene Ontology annotation, biological process: peptidyl-tyrosine dephosphorylation involved in inactivation of protein kinase activity. The coding region runs from base 1 to 861 and encodes 286 amino acids. The record is from RefSeq and is a predicted model, not a curated record. Gene Ontology annotation, cellular component: signaling receptor complex. Gene Ontology annotation, molecular function: protein binding. Lineage: Eukaryota; Metazoa; Chordata; Actinopteri; Cypriniformes; Cyprinidae. The transcript is spliced from 4 exons.